Molecule: messenger RNA, 1257 nt
Organism: Fraxinus pennsylvanica
Lineage: Eukaryota; Viridiplantae; Streptophyta; Magnoliopsida; Lamiales; Oleaceae
Source: the annotation of a GenBank genome assembly
AUGUUUGGGAGGGCACCGAAGAAGAGUGAUAACACUAAGUAUUAUGAGAUUCUUGGAGUGUCUAAAACGGCGUCACCGGAUGAUUUGAAGAAGGCGUACAAGAAAGCUGCCAUCAAGAAUCAUCCAGAUAAGGGUGGAGAUCCUGAGAAGUUUAAGGAGCUUGCUCAUGCUUAUGAGGUUCUUAGUGAUCCUGAAAAGCGUGAGAUAUAUGACCAGUAUGGUGAAGAUGCACUCAAGGAAGGAAUGGGUGGAGGUGGUGGCAUGCACGAUCCGUUCGACAUUUUCUCAUCCUUCUUCGGUGGAAGUCCAUUUGGAGGUGGUGGUGGUAGCAGCAGAGGAAGGAGGCAGAGGAGAGGAGAGGAUGUAGUCCAUCCACUGAAGGUCUCUCUUGAGGAUCUGUACCUCGGUACCACAAAGAAGCUUUCUUUAUCACGCAAUGCACUGUGUUCGAAGUGUAAUGGCGAAGGAUCAAAAUCUGGAGCUUCAAUGAAGUGCUCAGGGUGUCAAGGGAAAGGGAUGAAGGUUACAAUAAGACAGCUUGGCCCCGGUAUGAUUCAGCAAAUGCAACACCCAUGCAACGAAUGUAAAGGAACUGGAGAGACUAUUAGCGAUAAAGAUCGAUGUCCUCAAUGCAAAGGUGAAAAAGUUGUUCAGGAGAAGAAAGUUCUGGAAGUUCAUGUAGAAAAAGGUAUGCAAAAUGGUCAGAAGAUUACAUUCCCCGGAGAAGCUGAUGAAGCGCCUGAUACAAUCACUGGGGACAUAGUUUUUGUCCUUCAGCAGAAGGAACACCCUAAAUUCAAGAGAAAAGGUGAAGACCUUUUCGUGGAGCAUACUUUGUCACUCACUGAAGCUUUAUGCGGCUUUCAGUUUAUAUUGUCUCACCUUGAUGGCAGACAGCUUUUAAUUAAAUCACAACCUGGGGAAGUUGUGAAGCCUGAUUCUUUCAAGGCAAUAAAUGAUGAAGGAAUGCCAAUGUAUCAAAGACCAUUCAUGAAGGGUAAACUGUACAUUCAUUUCACUGUGGAUUUCCCAGAUUCUUUAAGUCCCGAUCAAGUCAAGGCCUUGGAGGAAAUUCUUCCUCCAAAGCCUCAGUCACAAGUAACGGACAUGGAACUGGACGAGUGUGAGGAGACGACUCUACAUGAUGUUAACAUUGAGGAGGAGAUGAGGAGGAAGCAGGCUCAGCAUCAAGAGGCGUAUGAUGAGGAUGAGGACAUGCAUGGUGGAGCCCAGAGGGUGCAAUGUGCUCAACAGUGA